Prunus armeniaca (apricot) is the source of this 411-nucleotide messenger RNA. NCBI's taxonomy places the organism in Eukaryota, Viridiplantae, Streptophyta, Magnoliopsida, Rosales, Rosaceae. The record is from the annotation of a GenBank genome assembly.
AUGAGAGUUGUGGUGUUGUUGAUGAUGGUUGGGGUUGCCAUGGGUCGAUAUUUAGACCCUACCCCAGAAAACUCACCCCCUCCACCUCCCUUUGACCUUACCCUAGAAAACUCUCCCCCUCCACCUUCCUUUGAGCCUACCCUAGAAAGCUCUCCCCCUCCAUCUCCCUUUGGCCCUACCCUUCAAAACUCACCCCCUCCACCUCCUUAUGCUCUUGGCCUUGAAACCUCACCCCCUCCACCUCCCUAUGCCCUUGGCCUUAAAAACUCACCCCCUCCACCACCUCCCUUUGGCCCUACCCUUCAAAACUCACCCCCUCCCCCUCCCUUUGGCCCUACCCUUCAAAACUCACCCCCUCCCCCUCCCUUUGGCCUUACCCUUCAAAACUCACCCCCCUCCACCUCCCUAUGA